AUGGUCCUUCUGUUGAUACUGGCAGUCCUAUUUUUGAAAGAAGAUGUCCGUGGGAGUGCACAGUCCAAUGAGAGGAGGGUGGUGGCUCACAUGCCCGGUGACAUCAUUAUUGGAGCUCUCUUUUCUGUCCAUCACCAGCCAACGGUGGACAAAGUUCAUGAGAGGAAGUGCGGGGCAGUUCGUGAACAGUAUGGCAUUCAGAGAGUGGAAGCCAUGCUGCACACCCUGGAAAGGAUCAACUCAGAUCCCACUCUCUUGCCCAACAUCACACUGGGCUGUGAGAUAAGGGAUUCCUGCUGGCAUUCAGCUGUGGCUCUAGAGCAGAGUAUUGAGUUCAUAAGGGACUCCCUCAUUUCUUCAGAAGAGGAAGAGGGCUUGGUGCGCUGCGUAGAUGGCUCUUCCUCUUCUUUCCGCUCCAAGAAGCCCAUAGUGGGGGUCAUUGGGCCUGGCUCCAGUUCUGUGGCCAUUCAGGUCCAGAACUUGCUCCAGCUUUUCAACAUACCUCAGAUUGCUUAUUCGGCAACAAGCAUGGAUCUGAGCGACAAGACUCUGUUCAAGUAUUUCAUGAGAGUUGUGCCUUCAGAUGCCCAGCAGGCACGGGCUAUGGUGGACAUAGUGAAGAGGUAUAACUGGACGUAUGUGUCAGCUGUACACACAGAAGGCAACUAUGGAGAAAGUGGGAUGGAGGCUUUCAAAGACAUGUCAGCCAAGGAAGGGAUUUGCAUCGCCCACUCUUACAAAAUCUACAGCAAUGCGGGGGAGCAGAGCUUUGACAAGCUGUUGAAGAAGCUCAGAAGCCACUUGCCCAAGGCCCGGGUGGUAGCCUGCUUCUGUGAGGGGAUGACGGUGAGAGGUCUGCUCAUGGCUAUGAGGCGCCUAGGCCUAGCAGGAGAAUUUCUGCUCCUGGGCAGUGAUGGCUGGGCUGACAGGUACGACGUGACAGAUGGAUAUCAACGAGAAGCUGUGGGUGGAAUCACAAUCAAGCUCCAGUCACCAGAUGUCAAGUGGUUUGAUGAUUAUUAUCUGAAGCUCCGGCCAGAAACAAACCUCCGAAAUCCUUGGUUUCAAGAAUUUUGGCAGCAUCGUUUUCAGUGCCGGCUGGAAGGGUUUGCACAGGAGAACAACAAAUACAACAAGACUUGCGAUAGUUCUCUGACCCUGAGAACACAUCAUGUUCAAGAUUCCAAAAUGGGAUUUGUGAUCAACGCAAUCUACUCCAUGGCCUAUGGUCUUCACAACAUGCAGAUGUCCCUCUGCCCAGGCUAUGCAGGCCUCUGUGACGCAAUGAAACCAAUUGAUGGGAGAAAACUUUUGGACUCCCUGAUGAAAACCAAUUUUACUGGUGUUUCUGGAGAUAUGAUCCUAUUUGAUGAGAAUGGAGACUCCCCAGGAAGGUACGAAAUCAUGAAUUUCAAGGAAAUGGGAAAAGAUUAUUUUGAUUACAUCAAUGUUGGAAGCUGGGACAAUGGAGAAUUAAAAAUGGAUGAUGAUGAGGUAUGGUCCAAGAAAAGCAACAUGAUCAGAUCUGUGUGCAGUGAGCCAUGUGAGAAAGGCCAGAUAAAGGUGAUCCGGAAGGGAGAAGUGAGCUGUUGCUGGACCUGUACACCUUGUAAAGAGAAUGAGUAUGUCUUUGAUGAGUACACCUGCAAGGCGUGCCAGUUAGGAUCCUGGCCCACUGAUGACCUUACAGGUUGUGAUUUGAUUCCUGUACAGUAUCUUCGCUGGGGUGACCCUGAGCCCAUUGCAGCUGUGGUGUUUGCCUGCCUUGGCCUGCUGGCUACCCUGUUUGUUACUGUAGUCUUCAUCAUUUACCGUGAUACACCAGUAGUCAAGUCCUCCAGCAGAGAACUCUGCUACAUUAUCCUUGCAGGCAUCUGCCUGGGCUACCUAUGUACCUUCUGCCUCAUUGCAAAGCCUAAACAAAUUUAUUGCUACCUUCAGAGAAUUGGCAUUGGUCUCUCCCCAGCCAUGAGCUACUCAGCCCUUGUAACCAAGACCAACCGUAUUGCGAGGAUCCUGGCCGGCAGCAAGAAGAAGAUCUGUACCAAAAAGCCCAGAUUCAUGAGUGCCUGUGCCCAGCUGGUGAUUGCUUUCAUUCUCAUAUGCAUCCAGUUGGGCAUCAUCAUCGCUCUCUUUAUAAUGGAGCCUCCAGACAUAAUGCAUGACUACCCAAGCAUCCGGGAAGUCUACCUGAUUUGUAACACCACCAACCUAGGAGUUGUCACUCCUCUUGGAUACAACGGACUGUUGAUUUUAAGCUGCACCUUCUAUGCGUUCAAGACCAGAAAUGUUCCAGCUAACUUCAAUGAGGCCAAGUAUAUUGCCUUCACAAUGUACACCACCUGCAUUAUAUGGCUGGCCUUUGUGCCAAUCUACUUUGGCAGCAACUACAAAAUCAUCACCAUGUGUUUUUCAGUCAGUCUAAGUGCCACAGUGGCUCUAGGCUGCAUGUUUGUGCCGAAGGUCUACAUCAUCCUGGCGAAACCAGAGAGAAAUGUGCGCAGCGCCUUCACCACAUCCACUGUGGUGCGUAUGCAUGUGGGGGAUGGCAAGUCAUCCUCAGCGGCCAGCAGAUCCAGCAGCCUAGUCAACCUCUGGAAGAGGAGGGGCUCCUCUGGGGAAACCCUAAGGUACAAAGACAGGAGACUGGCCCAGCACAAGUCGGAAAUAGAAUGUUUCACCCCCAAAGGGAGUAUGGGGAAUGGUGGGAGAGCAACAAUGAGCAGCUCCAAUGGAAAAUCUGUCACAUGGGCCCAGAAUGAGAGAAGCACCCGGGGACAGCACCUGUGGCAGCGGCUGUCCAUUCACAUCAACAAGAAAGAGAACCCCAAUCAAACGGCUGUCAUCAAGCCCUUCCCCAAGAGCACGGAGAUCCGCGGCCUGGGCGUGAGCAGCUCGGGCGCAGCCCCAGGCGCAGGCGGUGCGGGCGGCUCGGGCGCCGGCCCUAGCGAGCCUGAGCCCCCAGAAGCCAGCCCCAAGGCGCUGUAUGAUGUGGCGGAGGCCGAGGAGCACUUCCCGGCGCCCGCACGGCCGCGCUCGCCGUCGCCCAUCAGCACGCUGAGCCACCGCGCUGGCUCGGCCAGCCGCACAGACGACGACGUGCCCUCACUGCACUCGGAGCCCGCGGCGCGCAGCAGCUCCUCGCAGGGCUCGCUCAUGGAGCAGAUCAGCAGCGUGGUGACCCGCUUCACGGCCAACAUCAGCGAGCUCAACUCCAUGAUGCUGUCCACCACAGCUCCUGGCGCUGGCGUGGGCACUCCACUCUGCUCCACCUACCUGAUCCCCAAAGAGAUCCAGCUGCCCACGACUAUGACCACGUUCGCUGAAAUCCAGCCUCUGCCCGCCAUCGAGGUCACGGGCGGUGCGCAGCCUGCGGUGGGGGCCCCGCCGGCCGGGGGCGCUGCCCGGGAGACCCCUGCGGCCGGGCCCGAAGCUGCUGCAGCUGGCAAGCCGGACUUGGAGGAGUUGGUGGCUCUCACCCCGCCAUCCCCCUUCAGAGACUCGGUGGACUCGGGGAGUACAACCCCCAACUCGCCCGUGUCCGAGUCGGCCCUCUGUAUCCCAUCGUCUCCCAAAUAUGACACACUUAUCAUAAGAGAUUACACUCAGAGCUCCUCAUCCUUGUGAAUGUCUUUGGAAACCAGUGCGCAGUUCUACGUGCAGAGAGCCGAGACCUCCGGUGUUCACGCAAAUAGAGGGACAAGCAUAGUCACCUGGUUAAGACCCGAGGCGGAAGAUGCCAAGUACGUCCGUAAUGGAAACAAGAGAUUAAUAGUGCUAUUUAACAACAACCGACAAUAACAACUACAAAUCUUUUGGCAGAUUUUCUUCUAGUGGCCUUAGAAAACAUGGGCUUUUAAGAAACACUGCUUAUAAUUUUGAGGGCUGACAAGGAGUGUGUUAAAACAGUUACAUCUCAAGUGUUUUGCUGUAGGAAAGCAGUGAGUGCGAAACG
Messenger RNA from Loxodonta africana (African savanna elephant), 3955 nucleotides. RefSeq names its product glutamate metabotropic receptor 5 (gene GRM5). The record is from RefSeq and is a predicted model, not a curated record. The coding region runs from base 1 to 3627 and encodes 1208 amino acids. Gene Ontology annotation, cellular component: postsynaptic density membrane; plasma membrane. Gene Ontology annotation, biological process: trans-synaptic signaling by endocannabinoid, modulating synaptic transmission; regulation of synaptic transmission, glutamatergic; G protein-coupled glutamate receptor signaling pathway. The transcript has 9 exons. NCBI's taxonomy places the organism in Eukaryota, Metazoa, Chordata, Mammalia, Proboscidea, Elephantidae. Gene Ontology annotation, molecular function: adenylate cyclase inhibiting G protein-coupled glutamate receptor activity; G protein-coupled receptor activity involved in regulation of postsynaptic membrane potential.